AUGGAAUUGAAAGAAAAAGAAGUCAAGGAAUUAAACCAACAAGUGGAAUUGAAAGAGAAACUGGUAAACAAGGGUCAUGAUGCUCUGGAAAUGAAAGGGAAGCGACUCAAUGAGCAUUGCAAACAGACAGAACUAAAGGAGCAGGAAAUCACAAAACGUUGUGAAGCAAUGGAGACUAAAGAGGGGCAAACUAAUAAGCGUUUGGCUUCAACAGAAAAGCGAAUUGAUGCUCGCAGCAAAGGGGUAAAGUACAAAGAGAAAUUGCUAACUGAACGUUCUCGAAUUUUGGAACUCAAAGAGAAGCAAACUAAUGUGUCUUGUGAAUCGGAAGUGUUACUAGAGAAGGCAGUUGACGAGGCUUUCAUACAGAAGCAAAGUGAUGAGAAUUGCAUACUAACUCGUUGUCAAUCACAAGAGCACAAAGAGAGGCAAAUGGUGAGCAGCAGUCCCGAUCUACGUAAUUUGGGUAUCAGCCAAGCAGCACGUGAUGUAGAUUCUUCUUCACCAAUAAAGGGUGUUGAUAUGCAAUUGUUGUGCAGAAAUACGGACGUGGAGGGCAUGAGAUUAUACCUAAAUGAGCAUUUGAAGGAGCACAAUAAAUCACCUUACAAAAUAUUGGAUGCUCUUAAAUGUGCACCUGAUCCUGGAAAGCUUGUUCUUGAUGUCUUUCAAAGUUUCCACCUAAGAUUCCCAGACAAGUACCAAGGCGUCAAUAAUAAAAUCAGUUGCAUAAAUCUAUUGUUGGAGUUGAUGAAGUUAUCACCUCCACUUACACAUGAAGUGAAAGAAGAGGCAACAAAUUAUUCUGCUUUGAAGGCUAACUUGAAGGAGAAUGAUUUUCUUAUGGAGAAGUAUGGGUUUUUGCAGUUUUUAGCUACAUUCAAGCUAGCAGGCUUUUGCGACUCAAAUGAACUUUUUUCCAUGUUUAAAUCUUUUUUCAAUGGAUAUGACGUUUUCAGGCCUGAAGAUAACCCAUCUUUAUGCUGUGCAUUGGGACUUUCAAAGAAGAUUCCAGGUCUUAUCAAAUCUCUUAUCAAUGAAAAGAAGAGGCUUUUAGCAGUCAAGUGUAUCUGA
Spinacia oleracea (spinach) is the source of this 1074-nucleotide messenger RNA. RefSeq lists its product as uncharacterized. The record is from RefSeq and is a predicted model, not a curated record. The coding region runs from base 1 to 1074 and encodes 357 amino acids. Lineage: Eukaryota; Viridiplantae; Streptophyta; Magnoliopsida; Caryophyllales; Amaranthaceae. The transcript is spliced from 3 exons.